CCCGGGCCUCUCAGAUCCUGGGCGCCCGCGGGGAGACAAGAGGGUAGCCGUGUCUGCACCUGCGGCCUGGCGCAUCUCCCGCAGGGGCCAUCGCCAGCUUCACUCCCCUUCCCACCCAGAACAAAAGGCGGGGGCGGGGGACGCAUCUUCACGCGUGACCUUCCUCCGUACUGCGCACGCGCCCACCCCCUCAUUUCCGCCCCCCUCCCCCGACACGGGGAGGGGCCCUGCUCGCCCACGAGUGCGGGAGAGGGCACCGGCGGGGGCGGGGAGGCGCAGCACGUGGGCCAAACCCCCCACCCCAUGCUGAGAAGUUAGGCGUCACCCUGUCCUUUUUGGGCUGGCUGAGAGGGGACCCCCUCAUAAGGGUCUAUCCCUCGCGGGGAGCCCGGGUGUCAGGACCAGCCCCCCCCAUUCCCGAGCAGUCACGGAGACGCCCAGCAGUGGCUGCUCUUUCUGUCCAGGACCCCCGAAGUGCUCCCUGCCUGGGGUCCCCCGAGGCCACACCAUGAAUGACCGAAACAGCCGGAGGUCAAUGAAGAAGGACUAUGAGGCCUUGGAGAUCUCCAUCCCGUUCGACGAGACACCCCACCUAGACCCACAGAUCUUUUACAGCCUGAGCCCCUCUCGGGGAAACUUCGAGGAGCCCCAGGAGCCCACAUCCCCCACAGUGGCUCUGAUGAAUGGGGUGCGUGCACAGCUGCACAUGGCCCUGGAGAGGAACUCCUGGUUGCAGAAGCGCAUCGAGGACCUGGAGGAGGAGCGGGACUUCCUGCGCUGCCAGCUGGACAAGUUCAUCUCCUCUGCCCGCAUGGAUGCAGAGGACCACUGCAGGGUGAAGCCGGGCCCUCGGCGGACCGAGGGGGACAACCGUGGCGGAGCUGUGGCUGAGGCCUCGGACCCUGAAUCUGCUGCCUCCUCGCUCAGCGGUGCGUCAGAGGAUGCUGGCACUGGCGACAGGAAACGGCUCAAGCAGAAGAACAGCGCGGGCCGCCGGCGGUUUGGGAAGCCCAAAGCCCGGGAGAGGCAGCGGGUGAAGGAUGCAGAUGGAGUCCUCUGUCGCUAUAAGAAGAUCCUGGGCACUUUCCAGAAGCUGAAGAGCAUGUCUCGGGCCUUCGAGCACCACCGCGUAGACCGCAACACGGUGGCGCUCACCACGCCCAUCGCCGAGCUGCUCAUUGUGGCCCCAGAGAAGCUGGCGGAGGUGGGUGAGUUCGAUCCCUCCAAGGAGCGCCUGCUCGAGUACUCGCGCCGCUGCUUCCUGGCGCUGGAUGACGAGACACUCAAGAAGGUGCAGGCCCUCAAGAAGAGCAAGCUGCUGCUGCCCAUCACCUAUCGCUUCAAGCGGUGAUCUCCCGGGCCGCCCCACCAGCCCCCGCCUCAGCCCAGGGGCCCGUUCUGCCCUCCCCCAGACACUGCCCCUCGCACGUCCCCACGCACAUUGCGGACUCUCCAGGGUUGGGGCGCGUCUCAUGAUCUGUUCAGCCCGUGGGGCGGCUGGCCGGCCCCACCUGCAGCUCCCCUCCCGCAUUCUGGGCCCGCCUCCGAGUUCCCAUGAGAGAGUUAUUCAGAGUUUAAAUUAAAGAGAGACGAUAAAAUUUGAA
Messenger RNA from Sorex araneus (European shrew), 1604 nucleotides. RefSeq names its product coiled-coil domain containing 106 (gene CCDC106). The record is from RefSeq and is a predicted model, not a curated record. Gene Ontology annotation, cellular component: nucleoplasm. Lineage: Eukaryota; Metazoa; Chordata; Mammalia; Eulipotyphla; Soricidae. Bases 509 to 1351 code for a protein of 280 amino acids. The transcript is spliced from 5 exons.